AUGGUCUGGUUUCCACUUAAAGUCGAUGAUGCGGAGGUCACUUGGAGCUUCGACAUCGUCGGUUUACUGGCAGUUGUCGGAGGAUCCGCGAUCGAGAAGCACGCACAAGCUAUUACCGCAUCACCAUUUGGCAGCUUCCCACGUCUCCUGCCCGCCCCCGAGACAAUGUUAGACACCGAUCGUCCACCUCGACUACCCGCCGUUAAAGAUGUCACCGUUGUCGGCGUACACUCCGGAAAUCAAUUCAACGAGCUCAAUUUUUUCGCCGACGUGAUCCACGACGUGAACGGACUCGUUCCCUACCAAUUCCAAUCCUAUCAUAUUACACACCAAAAGAAAGAUCCGGAGAAGAAUGGCACACCCGCCGACAAAGCGCACAUUCCGCUACACAAAUUUUGCCCAUUGAACAUAGUCACCUUCGCCUCGAUCCUCAUGACCAUCGCUUUAUUCGUCUGGGCCGGAGUGGAGCACGACGCCGUUGGUCUCCUUGGUCUGGGCACCAUGUCGCUAUCCACCAGUUUUGCGUGUAUGUCUGCCCAAUGGCGACCCAAACUUUCCGUCCGAAAUGUCAAAGGCGAUGUACCACCCGGCGACGUCGUGAUUCGCACACGAUCUGGAGCAUUUAUCGCUGUCAAGUGCGAAGAGGAGAUUGCGCGCGAGCUUUACGCUGGUACCGAAGUGUGUGACUAUGUCUUCCGUGGAAGAUUUCACCAAUCUCUUCUUGGAGCCAGUACUGUUCUUCUCAUGGCUGCUAUUAUAUUCUUCAGUAAUUCCUCCUGGAAGAUUCAGAUCGCUGUUGGUCUCGGGUAUAUCAUUCUUAACCUUGCCUACUGGGCUAUGGCUUUAUUGACAGAGCCCAAACAGACUUGGAAUAUGGAGGCAAGAUACAAAGUGGAUAAACUUGAAGAUGUUGUCCGUACGAACUUUACUCAGGUUUUGUGGGACUCUAUUCGCACGACGGAGAAGAUUGGGUGGAUUAAGAAGACUCAUGCGGCCCCUGCGACGAAGAACUGGGAUGGAUGGUUGCAAGAGGCGAAGGAGAAUUGUAAAAACAAAGAAUGGGAGGCUGAAGAGGCGCGUGAUCGGUGGAUGAGGAUGAGAUUUGAUACUGAUGUUCCAAAGACUGAGGUUGAGUGA
Molecule: messenger RNA, 1137 nt
Organism: Penicillium malachiteum
Lineage: Eukaryota; Fungi; Ascomycota; Eurotiomycetes; Eurotiales; Aspergillaceae
Exons: 1
Coding region: 1-1137 (378 amino acids)
Source: RefSeq, a predicted model, not a curated record